AUGUCUCCGCCGCUCCCCACAACACCGAACCGCCGCUCCCUGACCCCUCAGCAACGCUCCCUCCCAUUGGCCGCCUCCCUCCUCCGCCCCGCCCCGGGGGCGGCUCCUCCUCUCCCCAUUGGUCGGGCCGCGCGUCAAUCCAAGGCGGAGACCCCCGUUACCCGUGGGCCGUGGGGGGCGAGGAAGGGCUCGGCCCCGCCGUGGGAGGCGGGGGACAGGGACACGGACACAGAGAGGCACACACGGACACGCCACUCCGCCACCGUCCGUGGGCGAUGCCGGCGGCGCCGGCGCUGGCCCUGCUGCUCCUCCUCGGCGCUGCCGCGGCCCCCGAGCCCCACGCCCACCCCCAGCCCCAACACCACGCUGACCCUCGCCGUGGUGCUGCCCCGCCGCAACCUCACCUACCCGUGGGCCUGGCCGCGCGUGGGCCCCGCCGUGCGCUUGGCCGUGGCCGCCGUCAACUCCCGGCGGGAUCUCCUGCCGGGCUUCACCCUGCGCUGGGUGUUCGGCGACAGCGAGGACGGCCGCGGGGUGUGCUCCGAGAUGGCCGCGCCUUUGGCCGCCGUCGACCUGCGCGUGGCCCACCGGCCCGCGGCCUUCGUGGGGCCCGGCUGCGUGUACAGCGCGGCGCCCGUGGCGCGAUUCACCAGCCACUGGCGGCUGCCGCUGCUCACGGCCGGCGCCGAGGCCCACGGCUUCGACGACAAGCGCGGGGAGUUCGCGCUGACCACGCGCGUGGGGCCGAGCCACCGCAAGCUGGGCGAGCUGGGCGGGCGGCUCCACCGGCGCUUCAACUGGAGCCGCCGGGCGCUGCUCGUCUACUGGGACGAGAGGGUGGACGACCGGCCCUGCUUCUUCGCCGCCGAGGGGCUGUACGUGCAGCUGCCCACCCUGCUGCGCAACCUCAGCGUGGUGGACGUCGUGUUCCAGGACGGCGGCAACUUCUCCUUCGUCAUCCAGGAGAUCAAGGCCAAGGGGCGCGUGGUGUACGUGUGCUGUGCCCCGGACACGCUGCGGGAGCUGCUGCUGCAGGCGGAGCUCGAGGGGCUCACGGGGGGCGACUUCGCCUUCUUUUACAUCGACACGUUCGGGGCCAGCCUGCGGGGGGGGCACCCCCAGGGCGGGGGGCGCUUCCCAGACCCCCGCCGGCCCUGGCACCGCGGGGACCGCCACGACCCCCGAGCCCGCAGAGCCUUCGAGGCCGUGACCAUCAUCACGUACACGGAGCCCCAGAACCCCGAGUACCGACCCUUCCUGCGGCGCCUGCGGGACGAGGCCCGGCAGAACUUCAACCUCUCCCUGCAGGGCGGCCUCAUGAAUUUCAUCGCCGCCGCCUUCCACGACGUCCUGCUCUACGCCCAGGCCCUCCACGAGACCCUGGAGCGCGGGGGCUCCGUGGGAGACGCCUCGGCCAUCACGAGGCAGAUGUGGAACCGCACCUUCUACGGUGUCACCGGGUUCCUGAAAAUCGACGAGAGGGACCGGGAGAGCGAUUAUUCCCUGUGGGACAUGGACCCGGCGCGGGGGGAAUUCCAGAUCGUGGCCAACUACAACGGCACCACCAAGGAGCUGCGGAUGGUGCCGGGCAGGGACAUCCACUGGCCGGGCAAGGCGGUCCCUCCCGACGUCCCCCCCUGCGGAUUCGACCACGGCGAC
Myiozetetes cayanensis is the source of this 1659-nucleotide messenger RNA. RefSeq names its product natriuretic peptide receptor 1 (gene NPR1). Gene Ontology annotation, cellular component: membrane. The record is from RefSeq and is a predicted model, not a curated record. Gene Ontology annotation, biological process: vasodilation; regulation of blood pressure. NCBI's taxonomy places the organism in Eukaryota, Metazoa, Chordata, Aves, Passeriformes, Tyrannidae. Gene Ontology annotation, molecular function: peptide hormone binding; natriuretic peptide receptor activity.